UAGGUAUUUUACCAUCUUGGCGAUAUAAACCUCGAGCAAGAACACUUGGAUAAUCAGUCUUCUACUGCUAUAACGUAACGUUUAGAAAAUUUUACUGUCUUCAAGAAUCAUUCAUAUAUCCUACUUAUUGAUUUUUAAAACCAUAACUUUCAACUGAAAUAUUCAAAAUACGGGCAAAAAAAUUAACUUUGUGUCUCCUUUAAAUAUCGUAUCAAUUGCGUAUCUAUUUCCGAUUAAUUGAAAACAUGCCUUUUAAAUUUAUCGCUCGUUAUGUUAUUAUUUAUUCUUUUAUGUCAGUGUUAGUACACGGUGAUGAAAGUGAUCCUGAUAUGCCACCUCAAGACAUUCCUGACCCUCCACCUUUCGCUAAUAACCCUGGCAAUCCGUCUACCUCUAAUCACAAUGGCAAUCGACCUAGUAAUCCACCCUCAGAUGAUUGUCUACCUCUCGGUUGUUGCCCCUUACCUUGUAAGAGAGACUUAAAAUGGGCCCAAAAUCAUUGUAAAAAUGGUAUACAUGAUUAUAGUCCUUAUGUAAUUGAUUGUGUUUGUUGUAACUGACGAUUUCAAUUAGUAGAGGCCCAAUUGCAAAUUAUUAUGCAAAUUCAAUAAAAAUGUUAAGUAUUCCAAAAGAUCUUUCCGUGAUUUAUUCUUAUAAAGAAGCACACUCACUAAUUGAGGCACUGCAAACAAUUAAAUUAAUUUACACCUACUCACCACAAAGAAAUUGAGAUGACAUUAAGUGCAUAUACCCUUAUAAUAAUAUAGUAUAAUAAACUUGCUGUGUUAAUUAUAUAAUAACGUUAUUAUUGCAUAUUUAAAAAAUAAAACAUUAAAAUUCAACUUUUGCCCGUACCGUAUUUUUGUAAUACAUUUAUCAUUAGUGAUAAAAUAAAAUAAUUUUUAAUUUCUGUUCAUUUGUUAUAUUGAUUACUUUGGGUCAGUACUUACUCAUCGUAUUACCUAUGAAGAUCCUGGGGGACUGUAGUUAUUGGUUUGUGAUAUUGAAAACUACAACUCCAAUAUUAAGACAAAACAAUUACUUUCAUUGUAUUUUUUUAAAAUAAAAUACGUUUUUUUUAUUUAACUUAAUACGAGUCCUAGGCAAAUGAAUCAAAUUUAAAAAGACUUAUUUUAAACGUUAAUUUCUCUGAAAUUUGUGUGUAAAGAACUUUUUUGUUUUUUAUCUUCUGAUUAGUUAAUAUUCAGAUAUAGGGACAGACAAGAGAGUGUCCAGAAUCACAAAACUGCUCACAUUAAACGGAAGACCUUUAUAUUGUUUUUAGGAGGCCGGUAUGUGUACUGUUGAUAUAGGUAUAAACUCGUUGAAAAAUGCAGUAGUAUUUUUCCGUAACAAGACUUAGCUUAACUUUAGGUCUUAACUUUAGGUCAACGUUAAAAAUGCAUACCUAAAAUUAUUCUUGUACCUACCUCUUUUAUUAAACUUUUUGAGUACAUUUUUUUUUCCUAAUAUAUUAAUAUACGACUGCAGUUUAAACAUACAAUAAGUAUAAUCAUCUCAUUUUUCCCCACCUCCCACCCGUAAAAAUGAAAAAAAUAAAUCCAUCUCGGGGAAACCGUCAGGUGCGUGCAUAUUUUUAUUAUAUUAAUACAUAUUUUGGUAGAUUAAGUCGAGAUUAUUGUCGAGAAUUGAAAUUGCAUCAUUUAUUCAAACAAAAUAUUACAAUACGAAAACCGUCGUGUAUAAAAUAAUUGUUCUCUACGGCUGCAUGUAAGCCGUUUCAAUUCACGGUUACACAUACACAAUUAUAUACCUAUCAGCUAUUAUACAUUAUUCUGUAAAGGAAUAGUUAAUAAUUUAUAACACCUCGGGUAAGUACACGAAAUCAUAAUACAAAACAUACUUUACAUGUUGUGAUAUUAAUAUUUUUACAACAAUCCCAUGAUUUUAUAUUCAUUAAACACUAUAAUAUUAUAUUUUUUCGGCGUAUUCAAUUUUGCUACCGCAAAUAAUUGAA
Cinara cedri is the source of this 1978-nucleotide messenger RNA. The record is from the annotation of a GenBank genome assembly. Lineage: Eukaryota; Metazoa; Arthropoda; Insecta; Hemiptera; Aphididae.